CCCGCGGAUGCAAUCCACUAUUACAUGCCUUGAAAAUCGAAAGUGGUCAGAAGCAUUUGAGUUCUGUAAAAUGAAAUCGUGUGGUCAUCCCGGAGAGCCGGAGAACGGCAGAGUUAUUAUAACAGAUCUCCUCUUUGGGUCAACCAUCAACUUCACCUGUGAAGAAGGGCACCGGUUGAUUGGACAGCCUUACAGACGAUGUGAGAUUUCUGGCCUGCGUGUUGCAUGGAGUGGUGAAGUUCCCAUUUGUGAGCGUAUUCUGUGUCUUCCGCCUCCUGACAUCCCCAAUGGAAGGCACACUGGGGUGAUAAUGGAUGGCUUCUCUUAUGGGUCAUCUGUAACUUACAAAUGUGACAGUGGUUACCCGCUCACUGGAGAGGCCUCUAUUCACUGCACAACCAAGGACGGGCUAAACGGAGAGUGGAGUAGGUUAGAUGCCCAGCCCCACAAAUCCGGAAUGGAAGAAGAGUAUCUGGUGACAGACGUGUCUAUUCUUAUAAAGACACUGUUACCUUUGAGUGCGAUCCCGGCUACACCAUGA
Malaclemys terrapin pileata is the source of this 541-nucleotide messenger RNA. RefSeq names its product complement decay-accelerating factor-like. The transcript has 5 exons. The record is from RefSeq and is a predicted model, not a curated record. Bases 8 to 541 code for a protein of 177 amino acids. NCBI's taxonomy places the organism in Eukaryota, Metazoa, Chordata, Testudines, Emydidae. Gene Ontology annotation, biological process: negative regulation of complement activation, classical pathway.